AUGGAGUUCUGUAUUCUAAAUGAUCAACUUCUGCAAGCGACACAAAGAUGUUUCAUUGGUGAUUUAAAGAGACUAGCACGAAGAAUUGUUCUAGAGUCGAAAAUUAAUGGACAUGAAAAAGUGCAGGAAGAUGAUAUACGACAAGGGCUGAAAGAUUUUCCAUCAAUUAUAGCUCCAUUUCAAGAGUCAAAAUCACUGAAGCAAACUCAGUUAAAAUGGGAGGAUAUCGGGGGAUUAACGGCCGUAAAACAACUUCUCAUUGAGAUUUUUAUUUGGCCUGUAAAAUAUUCUCUGCUGUACCAAAAUAAUUCUAUUCGUCUUGGUCAUGGAGUAUUGUUGCAUGGGCCAAGCGGUUGUGGGAAAACGCUUAUUUGUAAAACUUUAGCCGACCAGUGUAACUUAAAUGUUAUCUCCGUUAAGGCUUGUUAUUCCUCUGGGCCAGAGCUAUUGUCGAAAUUUGUUGGUGAAAGUGAAGAAAAUGUGAGAAAAAUUUUCAGACAUAGUCUUAGUAAUGAUAAUUCAUCGUGCUUUUUGAGGGCUCGUGCAAGUAGUCCCUGUUUAAUAUUCUUUGAUGAGUUCGAUUCACUUGGAGCAAAACGUGGAGAAAGCAAUGCGGGAGUAUCAGAUCGAAUGGUAAAUCAGUUAUUGACAGAAUUGGAUGGCGUUGAAGGGCGCAGUGAUGUAUAUAUUAUUGCGGCUACAAAUCGAAUUGAUUUAAUUGACAAUGCUUUAUUACGACCAGGACGUUUUGACUAUAUAGUUGAAUGUGAACUACCCAAUAAAAUGGAACGAAUAUCAAUAAUAGAAGUUUUAACUCGUAGUAUAAGAUUGCAACAAGAUGUGGAUGUAGAAGCAAUAGCAGAAAUGACCGAGGGCUGGACAGGUGCUGACUUGAAAGGUCUAAUCACAAAUGCACUGUUGAUUUCUCGCAAACGAUCAAACAAAAAAUUUGGUAAUGAAAAUGCGGUAUUUGUUGUUAAUCAAGAUGAUCUAUUAUUUGCUGUGAAGGAGUCGCAACCGAGACGAACCAUCAGUUGCUGUUCUGAAUUUGAAACGAGACGUUGUAUUUCACCCGGGUCAUUUGCUACUUUUGCUUAG
This is a messenger RNA of Thelazia callipaeda (thelaziosis nematode), 1098 nucleotides long. The record is from the annotation of a GenBank genome assembly. Lineage: Eukaryota; Metazoa; Nematoda; Chromadorea; Rhabditida; Thelaziidae.